Molecule: messenger RNA, 1900 nt
Organism: Paramacrobiotus metropolitanus
Lineage: Eukaryota; Metazoa; Tardigrada; Eutardigrada; Parachela; Macrobiotidae
Product: glycylpeptide N-tetradecanoyltransferase 1-like
Exons: 10
Coding region: 169-1626 (485 amino acids)
Biological process (GO): N-terminal peptidyl-glycine N-myristoylation
Cellular component (GO): cytoplasm
Molecular function (GO): glycylpeptide N-tetradecanoyltransferase activity
Source: RefSeq, a predicted model, not a curated record
GUCCCACUUUGGCUGACUUUUUCAUAAACUUCCCAAAAUUUUGAAGUUUGUCAACAAAGUCCCACAGAUUUUGUGGAGAAAUAUAAAUUUUUAAUAUUUCCUGGCAAUAAAUUUUUUAUAAUUUCCUCGUUAGUCUCCGCUCCGUUGUACGAUACCAAAGACCGAAGAAUGGAAUCGAAACCAGCAGAAGCGGAAAACGAUUCCCAUCCCACCGCCUUGGAAAAUGAUCGCUUGGCCGAUUUAAAUGAUGUGAAGGAUGCCCUCCCCACCGCGGAAUCAGCGGCGCAUCCAGCGGGUGAUGCCUCCAGCUCCAGCAGCAACAAUGACGCAGCAGCGCUGCAGCCGAGCACUUCGCAGUCCCCCGCCCGCCAGCCCGUCGCCCAGUCCCACCCGGAGCUGAUGCGCAUCAUGCAGGAGGCCAUCGAUGCCGGACGGUCGGGACGCCGACAUGGGCCGUCGCGCGAGACCACCGACAGCCAUAAAUUCUGGUCCACACAGCCCAUGCCGAAAUACGAAGAGAAAGUUCCCACCGACAUCAACGAAGCCAUUGAAGUAAAAACCGUGGAGGAAGUGAGGAAAGAACCGUAUAAUUUACCGUCGGGAUUUUAUUGGGAUGUGAUGGAUGUGAACAACAAGGAAACGCUGGAGGAAUUAUACCAGUUGUUGCACGAUAAUUACGUGGAGGAUGAUGAUGCCAUGUUUCGCUUCCGGUAUUCGCAUGAUUUUCUGCUCUGGGCACUGAAACCGCCGCACUGGACCCCGCAGUGGCAUAUUGGAGUGCGCGUGAACGAGACGAAGAAACUGGUGGGAUUUAUCAGCGCUGUCCCGGCGCAGAUUCGUGUUCGCGGAAAGUCUCUGGCCAUGUCCGAAGUGAACUUUCUGUGUGUGCACAAGAAACUGCGCGAGAAACGCAUGGCGGUGAUUCUGAUCAAGGAGAUCACGCGCCGCUGCAACGUCAUCAACGUGUUCCAGGCUGUGUACACGGCCGGCGCGGUCUUGCCGAAACCCGUGGGUACUUGCCGGUACUGGCAUCGUUCGCUUAAUCCGCAGAAACUGGUGGAUGUCAGCUUCAGCAGUGUGGGGAAGAACAUGACCAUUCAGCGGAUGAAAAAGCUCUACAGACUGCCGGAUGAACCAAAAACCUCCGGAUUUCGUCCAACACAAGCCAAAGAUAUUCCUGGGAUCCACAAACUUUUGACCGAGUAUUUGCAAAAAUUUGAACUGGCUCCGGAGUUCACGCUGGAGGAAGUGGAGCAUUAUUUCCUUCCCAAGGAGAAAAUCGUCUACUCGUUCGUGGUGGACAACGGGAAGGCCAUCACGGAUUUUAGCAGCUUUUAUUCCUUGCCCUCCACCGUGGUCAACCACACGCUGCACGAUUCCAUUUAUGCCGGCUAUUCUUUCUACAAUGUCGCCACCAAGACAUCCUGGGAAGAUUUGAUGUUUGAUACGAUCAUCAUGGCCAAAAAGAAUGGAUUUGAUGUGUUCAACGCGCUGGAUUUGAUGGACAAUAUGCAGUUUAUUCAGCAGCUGAAAUUCGGCAUCGGCGACGGGAAUCUGAAUUAUUACGUAUACAACUGGAAGUGCUCAGAAAUGGAGCCAGCGCAGAUUGGCUUAGUCUUGAUGUGAUUGUUAUCUAAUUUUUUGUUUUUUAUUCCUUAAUUAUUUACUCUGAAAUCCAUAACGUUGUUGCGGCCUAAUUUUUAGUCGUGGUAAAACGUAAAGGUUUUUGAAUACUGGAAUGAUAAAAUGGAAUUUAGUCAGUGAAAUGCGACCUGAAUAAUGUUUUGCCUGGGUCUCGAUUUUUGAGGACGUCGACGAGGAACCAAAUGCUGCGUUCAACGGACUGAAAUAAUUUGAAAGUGGCCAGUAAAAUUGUGCUCUAAUGAAUUAUUGACAAUUU